GUGGCUAUGGCUACAGGUCAGGUGCUGUUCCAGCGUUUCUUUUAUACCAAGUCCUUUGUGAAACAUUCCAUGGAGCAUGUGUCCAUGGCCUGUGUCCAUUUGGCCUCCAAAAUUGAGGAGGCUCCGAGGAGGAUCCGGGACGUGAUCAACGUGUUCCAUCGCCUGCGGCACCUACGUGAGAAAAAAAAACCUGUGCCUCUAAUUCUGGAUCAAGAGUAUGUGAACUUGAAGAAUCAGAUAAUUAAGGCAGAAAGGAGAGUGUUGAAGGAGUUGGGAUUCUGUGUCCACGUGAAGCAUCCUCACAAGAUAAUCGUUAUGUACCUUCAGGUAUUAGAAUGUGAACGUAACCAACACCUGGUCCAGACCUCAUGGAACUACAUGAACGACAGCCUGAGGACAGAUGUCUUUGUAAGAUUCCAGCCAGAAAGCAUUGCCUGUGCAUGCAUCUACCUGGCAGCCAGGACUCUGGAGAUCCCUCUGCCCAAUCGCCCCCACUGGUUUCUGCUGUUUGGAGCAACAGAGGAGGAAAUCCAGGAAAUCUGCAUAAAAAUCUUGCAGCUCUAUACCAGGAAAAAGGUGGAUUUAUCUGAUCUGGAAAGUAAAAUAGAGAAGAAGAAAUUAGCUAUUGAAGAGGCAAAAGCACAAGCUAAAGGCUUAGUACCAGAGGGAGCCCCGAGCUUGGAUAACACAUCGGGAUUUUCCCCUGUCCCCAAAAAUGAGUCUCCAAAGGAGGUUAAAGGAAACAAACCUUCCCCACUACCUGUGCAGGCAAUGAAGAAUGCCAAGAGGAAAACGGAGGGAGCCAAAAGGACAAGCUCCAAUAGCCCAGUAAAUGGUGUCCAGAAAGGAAGAGAAAGCAGAAGUCGAAGUGGAAGCAGAGACCAGAGUUACUCGAGGUCGGCGUCGAGAUCUGCGUCCCCUAAACACAGGAAAAGCGAAAGCUACUCCACCUCCAGCGGCUCCAAG
Acanthisitta chloris (rifleman) is the source of this 966-nucleotide messenger RNA. It is a transcript of the gene CCNL2, whose product is annotated as cyclin L2. Gene Ontology annotation, cellular component: nucleus. The record is from RefSeq and is a predicted model, not a curated record. Gene Ontology annotation, molecular function: cyclin-dependent protein serine/threonine kinase regulator activity. The annotation marks the transcript as partial. The transcript has 10 exons. Gene Ontology annotation, biological process: regulation of transcription by RNA polymerase II. Lineage: Eukaryota; Metazoa; Chordata; Aves; Passeriformes; Acanthisittidae.